AUGGUUGACGUGAGUGGGGAAGUUCCUACGGGAACACCCGAAGUCCAUGUUAAAGUUGCAGACCAAGGGGCUUUUUCCGAAUACUUAAAAAGGAUUGUUGGAGCAUUUGACGAUGCGGAGGACAUGUCAGUUUUCUCCACAACUCUAGCUGAUCCGGUAUCGCAAGAGGCCAUUAGAAAAUUCCUCGGCGAUGCUCAAUCCCUAGCCCUAUUGAUUCAGAAAUUUUCGAAUAAAGAUGAGGAAGAAGAGACUGAAAGCUCGGACUUUGUGGUCUCAUAUUCAAUAACUGUUGACGUCCACUACACAAAUCCGAAAAUGCAAAGUAUCCUAUUUAAUUCCGAGUUUAGCAUUGUUUUCGUCAAACGAAGUCCUAUUGUUGAAGAGGGAAAGUCCUUCGCUGCUCAGUUGCGGAUGGUUACGCUCGGAGAUGGCUCGCCUUACGAGUCUCUUCAUUCCGUUAUAAGUAACGUUGUGAGCCCUUUUUACAAAUCGUACAUCAAGGAAUCGGGAAAGGCUGAAAGGGAUGGCGACAAGAUGGCCCCCAGCGUUGAAAAGAAGAUUGCUGAACUUGAAAUUGGCUUAUUGCACCUUCAACAGAAUAUAGACAUACCCGAGAUCACUCUCGCUGCCAAUCCAUAUGUUGUCCAAAUAAUCAAAAAACGUCAGGAAGAAGGGAAACGUGCUAAGGUCACUGACUUUGAGGAUAAGAUAGAAGACGCACAAUUUCUCAAUGGCCUGCAGGCAGGUGUAAACAGGUGGAUCAAAGAAAUUCAGAAAGUUACGAAUCUAGAUCGUGACCCGUCAUCCGGAACAGCUCUACAAGAAAUCACCUUUUGGUUGAACCUGGAGCGUGCGCUUCAACGCAUACAAGAGAAGCGAGAGUCUUUAGAAAUAACUCUAACGCUGGACAUCCUGAAGCAUGCCAAAAGAUUUCACGCAACCGUUAGUUUUGAUGCCGACACAGGAUUAACGCGAGCCAUAGCAACUGUGAGCGAUUACAAUCCACUUAUGAAGGAUUUUCCGCUGAAUGAUCUGCUGUCAGCUACAGAACUCGACAAAAUUAAGACUGCCUUACAAGCCAUCUUCACACACCUUCGCAAGAUUCGCAACACGAAAUAUCCUCUCCAGAGAGCCCUUAAGCUGAUUGAAGCUCUUUCGCGUGACCUGACAGCACAAUUGUUAAAGGCAAGACUCUUUUUCUCUGCAAUUGUGGGUCAAACCUUCUUUCAGGUGCUCGGGACUCGUCGUUUGAUGCACAUGCCGUACGAGGAAUUCGAACGCGUGAUGACGUCCUGUUUUGAGGUCUUCAGUACUUGGGAAGAUGAGUACGAGAAGCUGCAAGGUCUGAUGCGCGAAAUUGGCAAGAAGAAGCGUGAAGAGCAGGUGCGUAUGAUUUGGCGAACCACAUUCGCCCACAAGCAACUACAAAGUCGUCUCGACCACCUACGAAAGCUUUGGUAUCAGCACGAACAACUACGACUGGUUAUUGUUAGAGUGAGACCAACAACUCGGUCCACCACUUUGCCUGAGGCGGAGGAUGCUACUGUGAAGAACGAACAGGUAGGGGACAUUGAAAACCACCACGACCGUGAAGAACCCGUCCUUGACGCCGCAGACGCCAAUGCCAUUGACGACGUGAAUAUGGCCUUCGAGCUGGUCAAAGAAGUGGACUGUCUUGAUCUCAGCAAAGAAGGCACCGAUGUAUGGGAGGCCACAAUCAAACGCUAUGACGAGCGGAUCGACCGAGUGGAGACACGCAUUGCCGCCAGACUGCGUGAUCUGCUGGGCACAGCAAAAAGUGCCAACGAGAUGUUCCGCUACUUCUCCCGAUUUAAUGCCCUCUUCGUUCGGCCGCACAUUCGCGGCGCCAUUCGGGAGUACCAGACUCAGCUGAUUAAACGCGUGAAAGACGACAUCGAGGCUCUUCACAAUAAGUUCAAGAUGCAGUACCGCUCGAGCAAGGCCUAUCACAUCAGUAAAGAGCGGGACAUACCGCCGGUGGCUGGAUCAAUUAUAUGGGCCCGCCAGAUCGAAGAAAAGUUGAAUACCUACUUACGGCGAGUGGAGGAUGUUCUUGGCAAGGGCUGGGAGCAUCAUCGCGAGGGCCAGAUACUUAAGGCCGAUGGCGACAGCUUCAAGUCCAAAUUAAAUACCAGCGAAAUUUUUGAAGACUGGUGUCGCAAAGUCCAAUCGAAACCCAUUAACAUCAGUGGCCGCAUAUUCUCCAUCGAACCGGUCCGCGCAAAGGUCACCAACAAGGAGGGCGAGACACAGACGGUGACUCUGAUGAAACUCAACGUCACCUUCAUGCUCGACGUGAUUACUCUCGCCAAGGAGGUACAGUCAGCUGCCUGUCUGAUGAAAUUUCAUUAA
Messenger RNA from Dibothriocephalus latus, 2373 nucleotides. The record is from the annotation of a GenBank genome assembly. Lineage: Eukaryota; Metazoa; Platyhelminthes; Cestoda; Diphyllobothriidea; Diphyllobothriidae.